This is a messenger RNA of Empidonax traillii (willow flycatcher), 399 nucleotides long. Its product is annotated as secretory immunoglobulin A-binding protein EsiB-like. Lineage: Eukaryota; Metazoa; Chordata; Aves; Passeriformes; Tyrannidae. Bases 1 to 300 code for a protein of 99 amino acids. Gene Ontology annotation, molecular function: protein binding. The record is from RefSeq and is a predicted model, not a curated record. The transcript is spliced from 3 exons.
AUGACUGUUCCUCUUUUACAGUUGGCAGCUGUAAUCAUCGCUGGCCUCCUUCUGCUCUACAUCCCACUGUGCUAUGAGAAUUUCCAUUUCCACGUGGCUCAUUUGUAUGCUCGCCUCGGGUACCCCAAUGCCCAGCACAUCCUGGGACAGAGGUAUUUGCAAGGAACCGGAGUGGAAAAAAAUGAGGACAUGGCCAUGCACUGGUUCAGGCAGGCUGCGGGGCAGGGCCAUCCCCACUCCUCCUUCAACCUGGUGGUGGGGGCACUCAGAAACAUGACUGUGGCACUUGAAGAAGGGUAACCUGAGUUAAUCCUCUUCCUUCCCAUUACAGCUGCAUUGCCAGCUCCUCCUGGGGAGGUGGGAGGGGGAACCUGGUGCUGUAAGUACUCCACGCAUGAA